This is a messenger RNA of Plutella xylostella (diamondback moth), 1578 nucleotides long. NCBI's taxonomy places the organism in Eukaryota, Metazoa, Arthropoda, Insecta, Lepidoptera, Plutellidae. The record is from RefSeq and is a predicted model, not a curated record.
AAUUGGUGUAAUACGACCAAUUUACAAAAGUGGUAAACAAAAUGACGUAAACAAUUAUAGACCGAUUACCAUACUAUCAUGUAUCGACAAAAUUAUAGAAAGAUAUUUCGGCAAUCAAAUAAAUAAUUACAUACAAAAGAAUAAUAUAAUCAACAACAAUCAAUACGGAUUUCAAAAAAACCAGAGUACGACAAAACUAUUAUCUAAAUUUACAAAUGAAAUUAACGAACACCUUAACAACAAAAAACAUGUACUUACCACUUACAUAGAUUUCAGUAAAGCAUUUGACACAUUAAGACACGUAACACUUUAUAAUAAAUUAGAACAAAACGGCAUCUCCGGACCAUUACUCAACUGCUUAAAAAAUUACCAUAACAGUAGGCAAACGGUAGUAAAAAUUUCUGAUACGCUUAGUAACUGUAUACCUACAGAAGAGGGAACGGCCCAAGGAUCCAUUAUAGCCCCUUUGGAGUAUUUAUUUUAUGUAAAUGAUAUGUGCAACGUUAUUAAAGAAGGGUCAGUUUAUCAGUUUGCCGAUGAUACAUGCCUCAUCACAGCUCAUAGGGACAUAAAGGUAGCAGAAAGACACAUGCAACAAAACUUUGAUCUAAUUUGCAAAUGGGCACACGAUGUGGGGCUGGUGAUAAACAGUAACAAAACUAAACUCAUUCACAUAAGGUCCUCGCACAAUACAGCCGACUAUUCAAUAAAAGUUAUAACUCAUGAACACGAUUGCUUCCAUAAUAAACACCAAAAUUGCAGCUGUAAAGCGCUAGAAAUAGUACAGCAACACAAAUAUUUAGGACUUAUUAUUGACGAGCGUUUUAACUGGGGGCCACACAUACAACACGUAUGUCAUAAACUGAGGGCUAUACAAAGCAAGCUUGCAAUAUUAAAAUAUAAAGUUCCGUAUAAAAUCUUACGACUAAUAUACCUAUCUAUGGCCGAUUCAAUCAUUGGAUACGGAUUAUCCAGUUACGGAAAAACUUAUAAAACGUAUUUAGAUUAUAUUUACAAACUACAAAUUAGUAUUCUAAAAAUCAUAGUUCCCAAAAAAGUUAAAUUAGAAUGCAAAAAGAAUAACGAUUAUAACGACCUAUUUAAUUAUUGUAAAAUACUCUCAAUUUUUGAUAAAACUAAAUUACAUACACUAAUCGAGGAAAACCAAAAUAAAAGUAAACUUAAUAAGAAAAAGCGACCAGAUGGAUUGCGUAACAUACUGUAUCAAAAAUCAUUCAACUUGCCUAAGGUCAAUAAUGUGUAUGGUCAAAGAACAUGGAUGUACUACUUGCCUAACGUGCUAAACGAACUGCCAUUGGAGAUGCAGAACAUAUUUGUGACUACUGAUAAGUUUAGCAGUAAGAUAAAAAACCAUUUCAUAGAUAGUUAUAAGCGUACUACAUAACUUUAUUUACUUUUUUUUCAUUGUUCAUGUUAAGUAGGUAUACAUAUUGUGUCUGCUUAAAUAGUUUUAUAUAAAAAUAAGUGAGCACUGACAGCGACAGAUAAACCAUGUCAGGUUUUCGUUCGCUGUAAAAUGUAUAAACCUAAGUUUUUCAAUUAAAUAAAAAAUGCUUU